CUAGUCGCCACCACCGUCCAAGAAAAAAUCUGACGUCAAGAAGAGCUCUACUUCGACCGACAGUAAAGUCAAAUAUACCACAAAUUCAGACGGAGAUAAAAUGCUCGAUCUUACCGGAAAAAAAUUUGUUUGCGUCCGGCAGUUUAAAGGUCGUGUUUUCGUGGAUAUACGUGAAUAUUACGAAGAUAAAUCAAGCGGCGAUCUGAAGCCAGGAAAAAAAGGUAUCUCGUUGAACGUCGAACAGUGGGAUUUUCUCAAAGGCUUGAUGGACGAUGUUGACAGAGAUAUUGUAAAUGUUCAUCGUUGA
Echinostoma caproni is the source of this 307-nucleotide messenger RNA. The record is from the annotation of a GenBank genome assembly. Lineage: Eukaryota; Metazoa; Platyhelminthes; Trematoda; Plagiorchiida; Echinostomatidae.